AUGCCAGAACAAAUUACUUUUAGCUCAACCACUGUGGGUAGAAGUACCCUUGGUGUCAAUCUUUCCUUGUUGAAAGGAGGAACCAUCACUCAAACGAUAGUUGGAGGUAUUAUUUCUACCAUGGUGGUCACCUCUGUCGUUGUUACCAUUAUCAUGGUCACCGUCUCUGCUGGUGUUUCAGGUCCAACUGCUAAGGAUGAUUAUGCACAGGUCUAUAAACGUCGUCCUUUCACUAUUUAUCCCUUAUUAAAUGAUGUUGAUCCUAAGAGUUUGAAUUUAACAUUGGUCAACAUCACACAACCUCUUCAUGGUUCAGCUGUCAUGACAGGAGGUGGAAAAGUUGUCUAUACCUCCAGUGGAUACUAUUCUGGUAAUGACACAUUUACCUAUUAUGUCACAAAUGGUUAUGUGGUUGCAUCUGCUCAGGUGAAUAUUGAGAUUUUGAAUCGUCCACCCGAGUUGAUUGAUUUAAAAUAUACAGUCAGUAAGAAUUCCAUGAAGAAUGCAUUCGAUGUCUUCCGUUAUAUUUCUGAUUCGGGUGCCACCAUUUCUGAUCCAGAUGGCGAUGAAUUGAUUGUUUCUGCUGUUGGUGCUCCUCAAGUGAAUGGUUCUUCCAUCGCUUUUGAUUCUCUCUAUGUGUAUUAUUCUCCUCCAAAAGGGUUUAACAGUGAAGACAGUUUCAAAUAUUCUGUUUUUGAUGGAAAUGUCACUUCCACUGCGACUAUUUUCAUUACCGUAGCCAAUGAUGCUCCCGUGUGUGUUCCUGACUAUUAUGUCGUUCCAAAGAAUGACAAGACCAUUAUCAACCUUUUAGCCAACGAUUAUGACAUAAACAAGGAUGACAUUACCAUUUACUCUGCAGGAGCUGGAUCCAUUGGUACCUUAAUUCUUUCAGAGGAUAAGAAAAACAUUACUUACAUUCCACCACCACAAGUUCAACCACAAACUGACUCUUGGGAAUAUCAAAACUUUGAUGGAUCACUUACUGGUAAUAGUUUUGUGUUUAUUAAGAUUGUGAAUACUCCUCCUCAAGGUGGAGAUCGUGUGUUCCAUGUUCCAAAGAAUUCAACAAACAACAUGCUAGACCUUACUUAUUUGGAUUCUGACAUGUUGGAUACCGUCUAUGUUUCCUUGUUGACCAAGCCAACAAGAGGUACAUUCCAACUUGUCGAAUACUCUGUCAUGAGUCAAGUCAACUAUGUGACCAAUGACUUUUAUCCUGUCAAAGUCAAUACUUACAAACUUGUUUACACCCCAGAGAGUGGAAAUAUCUAUUCUGAAAGUUUUCAAAUUAAGAUUUCUGAUACAAUUGAUUUUGUAACCGCUAAGAUUACCAUUAAUGUCACACCUGUUCCACCAAUUGCUAACAAUGACACUGCUCUCUGUUCAAAGAAUUCCAACAUCACUGUCAAUGUGAUCGCUAAUGACUAUAGUGCAGCUGGUGAUAUUUUGAAACUCACUUUCACAUCUCUUACUAGUCUUUAUGGAGGUGAAAUUCGGAAAGUUGAUGACAAUCAUGUCAUUUACAUUCCAGCACAUGAUUUCACUGGAACUGAUUUCGCUCCAUAUUAUGUUUCCAAUACUAAUCGAGAUGGCUCUACAGAUGGUAUUUUCCAAACCACUGGUUAUUUAAUUGUUUCAGUUUCAAAUUCACCACCGAUUGCAAAGGAUGAUGUUGUGACUGUUUCUAAGGGAUGGAUUGGAAGUUUCAAUUUAAUUGCCAACGAUCUUGAUCCAAACAAUGAUGUUAUCAAGUACAACGAUGCCACUGUGAGUUCUCAAGGUGUUACUGUUGGAAUUUCCUCAUCGAGCUCUGUUGUCACUUAUCAAGCUUUGAAUCAAACCUACACAGAUUCUUUCACAUAUUCCAUUUCUGACUCUGAAGGUGCUGUUUCCAACUAUGCCAAAGUUACUGUCAAUGUUGUGAAUGAUGCUCCUGUUGCCGUUGCUGAUGUGGCCACAGUCGCUUGGAAUCGAAGUGUUGCCAUUGAAGUGUUGAAUAAUGAUCAAGACAUUAAUCCUGGUGAUUAUAACAAUCUUGUGAUCAAGACAUUGUCCAUUCCAUCUCAAGGAACAGUUUCAAGUUUCCAAGGUGGUAAAAAGGUUCUUUACACCCCUCCCAAUGGUUUCACAGGAGAAGCGACAUUCACUUACACUGUAACAGACGGCAUUGAUGUUUCUAAUGCUGCAACGGUUCGAGUAAUAGUUGCGAAUCAUGCACCAAAAGCUACUUCUGAUGUUGCCUCUGUUCAUUGGCUUGACAAUGUGGUCGUCUUACCAGUUCUCGCCAAUGACGGUGACGAUGAUGGAGAUGCUCUUCACAUUGAGUCGUUCACACAACCUUCAAAGGGUAUUGUUACUCGUGUUCAACUAGCUGAUGGAAGUGAUGCUCUUUCCUACACAAGUGUGUCCUUUAAUAAUUUCACAGGAAAUGAUACAUUUACGUAUGUUGUGAGUGAUUAUGGAAAGACUGCAACUGGAGUUGUGACCAUUCAAGUCACUGAUAAAGCUCCAAUUGCUGUAGAUGAUACUUUUACCCUUCACUGGAGAUCAUCCAAUGUCGAACUAGAUGUCUUGCAGAAUGAUUCGGAUGAAAAUAAUGAUCCACUUUCCAUUUUGAGCAUUUUUACUCCAAAUAAUUUUAAGGGUACUGUCACCAAGAAUUCACAAAGCAACAAAUUGAUCUUCUCUCCAACAUUUGAAUCAUUAGGAACACAACAAAUUUCUUACACCUGUACCGAUCGAGUUCUAUCCAGUCCAUCCGCUCAAGUGACAUUAGUGACCACAAAUAAGGAUGCUCCAAAGAAUCGAGUGAUCACUCAAUCGGUUCACUGGUCAACUCAACAUUCAGGUACACAAAUCAACAUUUAUGAUGUUCCUCAACCAAUUGACACUGAUGGAGAUUCUCUUCAAUUGCUUUCGACACCUUUUGUUUCUCCACAACAUGGUAUUGUUGUCAUCUCGAAUGGUAAUUCGACCACAGUGCCAAAUGUCAUUUAUAAGCAAAAUAAUAACUUUUUAGGUUCUGAUUCAUUCAACUUGACUCUAACCGACGGUGCUCAAACUGCUCAAAUACAAGUGGUCAUGAAUGUGUAUGACAAUGCUCCAACGGCUUCAAACUAUUAUGAGCAAAAACACUUUGAUGCUGUGGCAUCAGGUUAUUCAAGAGAUGUCAUUGCGUUGUGCAAUGCUCUUGACAUGGACAGGGAAGAUGUUGUUUCAAUUUCACAAGCUUCCAUUUCCAAUGGUGGAUCCAUUUCUCGAUCUGGAUAUUCAAUCACUUUCACUCCAACCACAGGUUUCACAGGAAAUGCAACCAUCACCAUUGUUUUCACCGAUGGAUUGCUCACCACUACAUGCACUUGGACCAUUUAUGUUCAGAAUGUUGCUCCAGUUGCUACUGCAUUCACCACAACCAUUCAUUGGACGACCACUAGUACGAACAUUAAUGUUUUGGCAAAUAUCACGGAUAGUGACAAUGAUGUCAUUGAUUUUAGAAUUGUUUCAAUGGCCAACAGUUAUGGAACUCCAAGUGUGAGCACAGUCGCUGGAGUCAAACAAGUGACAUGGACCUUACCUUCUCCUGCUAUUCUUGGAACAUCCUCUUUCACUAUUGAAUACACCGAUGGAUGGAUUGCAAAGAAUCAAAGCUUUGGUAUUUACAUUCAAAAUGCUGUUCCAGUAGCAACUGCCAAGUCCAUCAGCACACCUUGGUCCUCCUAUUCGACAGGUGUGACCAUUGAUGUCUUGUCUGGUUGCACUGACAGUGAUGCUGAUUCAUUAUCUCUUGCUUCCAAUUCAUUCUCUACUCCUUCACUAGGUACAGUCUCUGUUAGCUCAGGAAAAGCUCUUUACACUCCAACUCAGGGCCGUGUUGGACUUGACAGUUUCCAAUAUACCAUCACUGAUGGAAUUUCAAAUGCCACACAAACGGUGACCAUUAAUGUGACGAACCAUCGACCCGUUGCUGUUGCAGAUUCUGUUUCUGUGCACUGGUCGACCUCGUCUAUUGACAUUCCAGUAUUGAAUAAUGAUGUGGAUAGCGAUGGAGAUGCACUUUCAGUGAGUUCCUUUACACAACCUUCACAAGGAAAUUGUUCAAUUGUAAGCAAUCAACAAGUGAGAUAUACCUUGGCAUCGACACCAACAAAGGGUACCAAAACAUUUACCUACAAGGUCAACGAUGGUGCUCAAGAUUCUUUUAACUCUGCCACAGUUUCUGUCCUAAUUACGAACCUGAACGUUCCAAUAAUUUCAAAUCAAAAUAAGACUGUUCAUUGGAGAGCUGCUUCUUCUGGAGUCUCUUAUACGGUUUACAAUACUCCAACCGAUAGUGAUGGAGAUUCACUUACUCUGACAGUUCAAUCUGGUCCUUGUUCAUUGGUGACUUCUGGAUCGAUCCAACUUGUUCAAUACCAACAUGUAUCCUUUGAAGGAACUGAAGAUUGUUAUGUCAAACUUUCGGAUGGAUUAGAUUCUGACAUUAAAAAAUUGACCACAAUGUCCUAUGACAAUGCUCCUGUUGCUUCUCCAGUGACAGUUCAAUAUUAUGGAGCAAAUAUUCAGAGUGGUAUCUUGAUUGAUGUCUUGUCACUUGCAACCGAUAGUGACGUUGAGGAUAUUCCUUACCUGACGAUCACACAAACCAGCGCAUCCACACUUUAUGGUCCAGGUGUUGCCACUAUUCAGUCUGGAAAGAUUAAAUAUUUCCCUACACCUAGCUCUGUAACAAGUAUAGGCACUGAUACAUUCCAAUACGUCAUUAGUGAUGGUUUCAAGUCAUCCACUGCUACUGUCACUGUUCAAAUUAAGAGCACUGUUCCAAAAGAUACUGAACAAUUUUAUAAUAUUCAUUGGAGAGCAUGUUUUAGUGGAAUUGUAUUAGAUCCUUUGUCGAAGAUUAACUCCACAGAUGCACUUACCCUCGAUUCUACGUUAAUUUCUUCUCCAGACAUGCAUGGAUCUGUAGUCGUUUCAUCCGAUGGAAAGAACAUUACUUACACUCCAGCUUACAAAUUCACAGGCGUUGAAACUUUCACACUGAGAUACACUUCUAGUUCAGGAUCAUCCAGUAUUAAUGUGACAUGUACUGUCUAUGACACAACCCCAACAGCCAGCGCUGUCACAGCAACCACACACUGGAAGACAACUUUUGUCACAAGUCUUGCUUCCUCUAUUUCAGAUUCAGAUACUGAAGAUUCUGCUUAUUUGCAAACCUACACAGGUGUUCAACCUUCACAAGGAACUUUUUCCAUUAGUAAUAAUGUCGCUACUUAUGUUCCAUCUUCAACGAUUGGUAGUAUUUCAAUGACCUAUGUUUGUAGUGAUGGACUGAAAAAUACUUCUGCAAUCCUAACUGUCACAACCACCAACACUCCUCCAACAGCUGCUGUCAAAAGUUACAGUGUAUUAUGGAGAUCCUUUAGAGAUGGAUUUGACUUGGAUGUAUUGAAUUUAAGUCCUGCUGAUUCUGACGCAAAUGGAGAUGCAAUUCGUGUGAAGAGUAUCUCAUCUCAAACUACUGUUGGAAGUGUGACUGUUCGAUCAGGAUCUUCAACCAACGUGACCAUUCAAGCACCAAGUGUUGUGUUCACAGGAUCUCUUUCAUUCUCUUAUGUGGUCACGGAUGAUGCUUCGAACGGUGACGUUUCCAACACUGUCAACCUUCAAGUGUAUAAUAAUGCUCCAAUUGCCACAGAUGACACCUAUUCCGUUCAUUGGAACACUGCCUCACUAGUAUUAGAUGUCUUAGCAAAUGACAAUGAUCCUAACGGAGAUUCAUUAACGAUAACUUCCGUUUAUGGAUCUCUUGCUUCAAUUGCUCCAAUUAUAGCAAACAACAAGAUCACCUACUACCCAAGAACUGCUCCAUUGGGCCAAGAUGUGUUUUAUUAUGUCAUUUCUGAUGGUGUGACAACAACAAGUGCCAAGAUUACAGUCACAGUGACAAAUACUCGACCAACCACACAAAAUCUCUCAUUCAAUGGAUUAUGGUCUGCUGCUGUCAAUGGAAUUGUUUUUGCCGUUGUUGGUAACUCUUCUGAUGCAAAUUCAGAUUCACUUUCCCUCUCUUCCUAUUCAUCAAUUUCAUCAAGUCAAGGUACUUUAACUACAGUGGAUGGAGGAAGAUCUAUUUUAUAUACACCAAAGACAGGAUUUGUGGGUAGUGUUUCGACCAUUUCCUUUGUCAUUAGUGACAGUAGAGAAACAGUCACAGGAACCAUUUCCAUCACCAUUAACAAUAAUGCUCCAACUGCUAACACUUCUGCAGCAUUUACUUAUCAUUGGAGAACAGUCAUGUCACCAACAUCCAUUUCCUUAGGUUCAAAAUUGAGUGAUGUUGAUUCAGAUACAGUUACUAUUACUGCCAUUACCAAGGUCAAUCAAGGAACUGUGACGUUGGGUUCAAAUAAUGCCGUUUCAUACAAACUUUCUUCAGCAUGGAAGGGUACUGAUACUUUCACAGUCUCUUUCACCGAUGGAUGGACCACAUCGAGUGCCACAUUUACUGUUGUUGUCACCAACUCUGUACCAGUUUCUUAUAAUAUCGAUAUGAACUCACACUUCUCAAAUGCUUACACCUUGUCAAUUCCAGUCGUGAGUCGAAGUGACGCAUUGAAACCAACAGAUUCAGAUUCUGUAGAUGGUAAUUAUUUGGUAAUUUCAAGCUAUACUUUGCCAUCACUUGGUACCUUAACUCUCUCUAGUGAUAAGAAGUCCUUUACUUUUAACAAUCCAAGUGGAAAUCUUGCUCCACAAACCUUUACCUAUGUCGUUAGUGAUGGAUUUGAAACUUCAACAAUUAGCACCAUUACCAUUAAUCUCCAAAAUGUGGCUCCAACUUGUAGUGACAUGUCCUACACUUAUUUGUGGUCUAAUGUUCAAAAUGGAUUUUUAAUUAACUUACUCUAUGGUGCCAAUGAUGCGGAUGGUGAUUCUCUUUCUGUUUCCUCCUUUUCACAACCCUCCAUGGGAACUGUUGCUUCAUUCAAUGCCACCACUGUGAAAUAUACUCCACCUGCAAACACUGUGGGAACUACGAGUUUCCAAUUCAAGAUUACUGACAUUGCUCAAACCAUUACUCAAACGGUUUCGAUUUCUCUCACCAAUACUGCGCCUGUGGCUGUUGCUGACUCUUAUUCCAACAAUUGGAGAUCCAAGAGCUUAACUCUUUCUGUAUUACAAAACGAUUAUGAUCCUGAUAACAACAAUAUUUAUAUUGCUAGUGUCGAUUCAGUGUCAUCUUCUCGAAGUGCCUCACUUUCCAUUAGCUCUGACAAGAGAUCCAUUAUUUAUGUAGAUUCUUCAUCGACGACUGGAUCAGGCAGUGAUUCAUUCAAAUAUACAAUCUCUGAUGGUGUUGCCACUUCUUCAGCAGCGACUGUUUCAUUGACAUUUACCAAUACUGCUCCAAGUGCAACAUCUCUAUCGACCUCAAUGAAAUGGAAUGAAGUCAAGAGCUUUUCCCAAAUGUUACAGACUCAAUGUUCAGAUCCUGAUGGAGAUCCACUGAGCUUUGUUGGUGUUAUUCAAGGAAGUUUGGGUACAAUUACCGUCACGGAUAGUACAGUUGGUUCCUUCUCCUACAGACCUUCAACAUCCAUGUCUUACACAGUUCGACCUUCUGAUGGUAGUGCUUACACUGCAACCGAUACGAUCAAAUAUGGUUGUACAGAUAAUUCACUCACCACCUAUGGAACAAUCUCAAUUCAAAUUAGAAACACGCCACCUCAGGGAUCCUCCAGAACGGCCAAUGUGACAAGAAAUUACUCAAAUCCAACAGUUAUCUUAACGAAUUUAUUAAGCGGUGUUACUGAUACCGAUGGUGACAGUGUGACAGUUUCUUCCGUUGCUCUUCUUCCUAAUCAAGAUUCAGGAUCAUCCAUUGUGUUGAUAAGUGGAACAGAUGGUUCUGCAAAAUUCACUUAUUCCAAUUCAUUCAUUGGUGCACAACAAUUCUAUGUCUACAUUACAGAUGGUCAGCUCACUUCUUCAUAUAUUUAUACAGUCAAUAUCACAGGAAGUGCUUUGAGUUGCGUCGAUUAUUACAUUACUGCUUCCAAGAAUGAUGCAUCCAUCCAAUUUGAAGACAAUCUCAGAUUGAAUUUGGUGAAACUUUCUGGAAGUGAACCAGCAACUGUUACUGUUUCUUCCACAAGUACCCUGAAUGGUAUUGGAACCAUUUCUAAGGAUUCUUCAACCAACAAGUUGACCUAUUAUCCAACAGCUACUCGAUCUUGCAUGAACAAUAAUUGUUAUGCCACUUAUUCCUAUUCAAAUUCUGCUGGUCAAACUGUUACAUGUAAAAUUUAUGUCAAUCAGGCCAAUCAAGCACCUGUUGCUCCUUCCUAUAAUUAUGUGUACUCUGUGAGAAGAGAUAGUAACACGAUUCAAAUUAUGGAUUAUUUGUCACUUUCCAAUGCCGGUGAUCCAGAUACAGCUGAUACUCUCUCAUUGACAAGCAUUUUGAGCACAGGUUCAUGCACAAGUGGCGUCAUGCAAUCAAUUCGUGUCGUUUCCAAUAAGAUUAACUUCCAAAGACAAAUUUCUUUCGUGGGAUCUAGUUGUUGGUUUACUGUAGGUGUCAUGGAUAGCGAUCCAGUGAAUCCAAUGACUGUCACAGUUAAUGUGUCCAUCACUCCAACUGCUCUUCCACCAAUGAGCGUCAACGACUUUGUGUCCACCAGAUAUAACACCUAUAUUGACAUUCCUGUUUCUAGUAUUAUGAGUAAUGACUAUGAUUCUUUAGGUGGUACUUUCUCUUUCAAUGGAAUUGAUUCAUGUCCCUCUGGAAAUUGUGUCAUCCUCAAUCCAAGCGAUUCUGCCAACUCUAGAAUUAUUCGUGUUUCUCCAAGGACAGGUAGUUGUGACGCUCAAACAUUUGUUUAUAGAAUUAAAUCGGAUCAAGAUCAAACCACAUCAUCGGCUAUUGUCACCGUUCAGUAUACUUCAUGUCAAUGUUAUUUGAAUAUGGAUAUUAUUUUCUUGUUGGAUGGAAGUGGAUCCAUUUCUGAUGCGAACUGGUUGAAUAUGAAACAGUUCAUGUCCAAUAUCACUGCUGGUUUUGGCUCUAACAUUUCACCAACAGGUACUAAUAUUGGUAUUAUUCAAUUUGCUUCAACAGUGGCUACCCACUUGCAAUUAUCAUCUGGUACAAGUAAAGAUAUUGUACUCAAUACCAUCAGUGGUUGUGCUCAGCUCAAAUCUGGAACUGCCAGCAAUCUCGGUAUUAAUGAAGCAGUGAAAAUGUUAUACAAUCAAGGAAGAAGAGAAGUCACCAAUAAGAUUAUCAUCCAUGUGACUGAUGGUGAAAGCAAUGAACCUUGUUCAUGCUCAACAUGUGACUCAUCUACUUAUGGAUACAUAACGAACAAAUUACUUUAUGGAAAUGUGACCACCACUUAUUGUAAAUCACCUCGAUUCCCUGGUAUGUCCUGUUCUCAAUGCAACUGGGGAAGCGCAACAAGUAGAUGUAAUCCUUGUGCUGAAGCAACUGUGCGAUCUUCUGAUAUUAAUUCAUGGAGUCCUGGCAAUUCAUAUGGAAAUCCUGAAAUUGCACGAUUUGGAUCUGCUUUGUGGAAUUGGAGACAAUUAGCAAUUGGAAUUGGAAGUGGUUUAUCCUCAGGUUUUGGUCAAUUACAAAUUCAAAGAAUGAACUAUGACUACUACAAUCAAAUUACUGUGAAUUGGAAUAGUUUGGGAAGUGUGUAUCAAACAGUGGUCGAUAAUGCAUGUAAUACGGUCGAAUUGUCACAAACCAAGACACUUGUUCCACUCAGUACUUCUGGCUAUUCAGUGACCUAUCUCGGAAAGACCACUUCAAUUAUUAAGAAUAUCUUGAACACAAAUUGGGUUCGAUCGAAUUUCACCUACCAAGUGGCUGUUGCUUCCAAUGCAGCAAGUGGUGUUGAAAAAUUCACUCUUCAAUUGGCAUCAGGAUACAAUCAAGACGCUUUCUAUAAUUACUCUCCAUACUUCCCAGUGUAUCUUGGUACUGAUCCAAUUAGUGGUUAUAAGGGUUUCACAUGGGAGUCUCUUCCUAAAACGUUUACCAUUGCUACUGGAAAGAGUGGAAUUUAUUCAUUAAUGGUUGAAGGUGAUGUCAGUGAAGGAACCAUUCCGUUCGCAGUUUCAGGAGGUUCACAAUAUGCAGUGGGAAGUAUUCGAGGACCUUCGAGUGUCAUUACUCCCUAUGAUCCUCAACCUCCAACCUAUGUGGAACAGUUUUGGUAUAGAAAUCAGACAUGCAGUGCCACUUUGGGUCGUUGUUAUGUGUACACUCGUUUCAGCACAGCAUACAGUCCAUCCGUGUUGAAUACCUUGUGUAAAUAUUGGGAUUCUUCUGCCUCAUUGGCCAUGAUUCAAACUGCCGCUGAAAAGACCAUUAUUAUGAAUUUACUUCCAAAGAAUGAGUCCUUCAGUUUCUUCCUUGGAAAUAAUUAUGAUUCUUCCAGUAAGACUUAUUCAUGGUCGGAUGGAUCUUCCGUGUCGAGUUAUACCGAUUGGCAAACCAAUUAUCCAACCAGUGGAGUUCCUCAAAUUGCUGCUUCCUAUGUGUACACAUCUCCAAGUAACAAGUGGUGGAUUACUGUUGCAAGCUCACAAACUUAUAAGGAUGUUGUGUGCUAUGCUCCUUUUGUUUGA
Molecule: messenger RNA, 10644 nt
Organism: Naegleria fowleri
Lineage: Eukaryota; Heterolobosea; Eutetramitea; Acrasida; Naegleriidae
Exons: 5
Coding region: 1-10644 (3547 amino acids)
Source: RefSeq, a predicted model, not a curated record